GAUAGAUAUAGAUAGCUGGUAAGAUGAAAGGGGGGAAGUCAUGGGGUGUGAUGGUGGUCAUGGUGGUGGUGCUGCUGGGUAUGUGGGAGGUGAAGACGGGCAGUGCAGCAAUGAGUGCAGCAGAGUGUAAGGAGGAGAGGAGGCUAGGGAUUAAAGUAUGCACGCCAGUGGUGUAUGGGAAUGAUCCCACACCUGCUUGUUGCGAGAGGGUAAGGGUCACCCAUGUUGAGUGUGUGUGCCCUAUGAUUACUCCUAAGUUGGCUCCCCUUAUAGACGUCGACCGGCUUGUGCGCCUCAUUAAAGGUUGUGGAAGGAAGGUCCCUCGUCACUUCAAGUGUGGGGGUAUCACCACUCCUUGAAAGAUGAACCCGCUGGAGUUUCUGCCGUCCUCUGGAGAAGGAAAGAGAGAUGGUGACUUUUUAUCAAGGGGUAGUAAAUAGUAAUGGAGGAGUGAUAGUAGAUAAUAAAUGACUCUGGAAAUCCAAGCUUGAUCUCCUUUAUGGGUUUCCCUGCAUCUGAGUGUGUUAAUAGCCGCUUAUUGUGUACUAGUGAGUGUUAUAAUA
Messenger RNA from Vitis vinifera (wine grape), 563 nucleotides. RefSeq lists its product as uncharacterized. The record is from RefSeq and is a predicted model, not a curated record. The coding region runs from base 24 to 359 and encodes 111 amino acids. The transcript is spliced from 2 exons. Lineage: Eukaryota; Viridiplantae; Streptophyta; Magnoliopsida; Vitales; Vitaceae.